Messenger RNA from Melanotaenia boesemani (Boeseman's rainbowfish), 1811 nucleotides. RefSeq names its product synaptobrevin-like 1 (gene vamp7). Gene Ontology annotation, biological process: exocytosis; vesicle fusion. The transcript is spliced from 8 exons. The record is from RefSeq and is a predicted model, not a curated record. Gene Ontology annotation, cellular component: SNARE complex; membrane. Gene Ontology annotation, molecular function: SNAP receptor activity; SNARE binding. The coding region runs from base 180 to 842 and encodes 220 amino acids. Lineage: Eukaryota; Metazoa; Chordata; Actinopteri; Atheriniformes; Melanotaeniidae.
CUAGCGCGACAUUGUUGCCGUUGUGGAGGAUUUGCUAAGCAGAAGUCACUCGAAAGGGAUUAGCUAGCUUGCUAGCAGCUGUAACAUAUUUAGAUGUGGGAAUUAGAGCUAAAUGAGCUACUUUAAACAUCGCUGACACACAUUCGCGCAAGUAAGAAAGCUGAACCCCCAACUUUGCCAUGGCAAUCCUGUUUGCUGUGGUGGCUCGUGGAACCACUAUUCUGGCCAAGCAUGCAUGGUGCGGUGGGAACUUCCUGGAAGUGACUGAACAGAUUUUAGCCAAAAUACCCUCAGAGAACAACAAACUGACCUACAGCCACGGCAGCUAUCUCUUUCAUUACAUCUGCCAUGACAGAAUCAUAUACCUGUGCAUCACUGAUGAUGACUUUGAGAGGUCACGUGCAUUCAGCUUCCUUGGUGAGGUCAAGAAGCGAUUCCAGACAACGUACGGGUCCCGGGCACAAACGGCUCUCCCCUACGCCAUGAACAGCGAGUUCUCCUCUACGCUGGCCGCUCAGAUGAAACACCACUCAGACCCACGGGGACCAGAUCGUGUCACAGAGACUCAGAUGCAAGUGGAUGACCUGAAGGGCAUCAUGGUCCGCAACAUAGACUUGGUAGCUCAGAGGGGAGAGAAGCUGGAGCUGCUGAUUGACAAGACGGAAAAUCUGGUUGAUUCAUCGGUCACGUUUAAGACCACGAGCCGUAACCUUGCACGAGCCAUGUGUAUGAAGAACCUCAAGCUGACGAUAGUUGUCGUGCUGGUUUGUCUGGUGGUCCUUUACAUCAUUGUCUCUGCAGCCUGUGGAGGCCUCAGCUGGCCCACAUGUGUCAAGAAAUAAGAGGGGGUGUGAGGAUGAAAGGGGGAGAUAAUGGAAGAUGGACGAGGGGGAGAAGUGCCUGUAAACUCUGCUUGCCAACGGACUAAAGGAAUUGCUGCUUUCCUUAUGUUACUUCCCUACCAUAAACAUCGCCAGAAGACACAUGUUUCCUCUCCUCCUCCUGCCUCCAUUGCCCUCACUUAAAAAUCUGCACAUUUAUUUGCCUUCUGGACAGGGAGUCCCACCUCAUAUCCACACUAAAGGACAGCCUCUGCGUGGCCUGACGCUGAUGUGGAACAAUAAACCUUGUCUUAUGUCUGUCUGGAACAUUCAUCCUGUCUUAUGCACUUGUUGGUCUGAUGUAUCAGGUUGUGAUACUGUCCUGCACCUGUCUGUCUAAUUCAUCCAUUCAAUGUGAACUACAGCGAUAGCAAAAGUUUAAUUUUCUGCUUUAUUUUUUGAGUCAACAGAAAUAUAAGGAACCUGCAAGCAUUGGUAGCGUCCAUGUUGUGCCAGAGGUGACAGGAAGUCCUCACAAUGUUGUGUUUGGUCCUCAGUUAUAAAACCGAAAGCUCUUUUUUUUUCUUUUUACACUAAACUAAUGCAGUAAACAUGUUUUCUGAUUUAGUUUUACCACAAAGCCGAGCAGUAUCAUCUAAAAUAGAUAUUGUAAAGUAUCAGAUAUGAUCAUACAAAUAAAUAUUGUACAUUUGAUUGAUAUUACUGAUAUUUAAUGGUUAUUAUUUUAAAGCAAGUCUUAAUUAUAAGAUGAUUUUGAUCUCUUCCUGCCUAUGGACUUGAUUGGAGGCUUCCUUUUUACCUUUUACAUUUCUUAGACUGAGUGUGCACUUUUUUUCUGUUAACUCAAUGCACUUUUUUCUUUUUUUAAAAUGUAUAUAGAUAUGCUUCCUGACAUCUUAUUGCUUAUGAUCAUGUAAUUAUUUAAUACUUGUAAAUCCAGAUUUAAAUGAAUAAAAUCCCGUGACAUCA